AUGGCUUCUACGGCUGAAAUUCCGCAUGCAGUUGUCCUGUCCGGACCGCUGUUCUACCAGCCACACAUUACGGCCCUGUAUGGUGGCUACAAGAGGACUGAAAAUCUUUUCCAAAAGGCGACGUAUCAGAAAGACCCUCUGCAAAGGGAGGGCAUUCAAGACCAGAUGAGCUAUCUUUAUUUCUCACUAGCAGAUGGAAAGUGGUGCGUGGGCACGAAGCUAGGUGCUACCAUUGCCGAGCUGCCCGAAGCCGGGCGCAGCUGCCCCCCAGUGCUGAUCUACCAGGCUGCGGGCACCGACCCGGAGCAGGCAUUUCCUAACCUUCGCGGCUAUGUUUCCUGGGCAGCUAACCUGACUGGAAAACCAGGUUAUUUUGCUUUCGAUCACCUGAUCGUGUUGGAGGCGUUGUUCUUGCCAGAAGAGGCUGCCGAUCAGAGUUCUGAGGGGGCCUUCAUGCAUAUCCUGGUUCAGCGGUAUGUUGAUUACGAGUUUCCGCCAAGUGGUGUGUCGCUCCUCGGCGAGCCACCAGCUCUGAAGCCGCGUCGCAGCGCCAGGGCCGCCUGGCGACCCAGCGCAGCGAUGGCAGGAUUGCAGCGUUCUCUCCAGGUGUUCGACCGCGAGACAGAGCCCGGUGCCACGCGUGACUGGGUUGGCUUGGCCAGCACGGCACCGACAGACGUCAGCUUCAGUCGAUCCGUACUUGCUGCCGUCCGCGAGUAUCCAGCGCAUGUGGAGGGGCUUCUGAGGAGCGGGCCCCUCGUCACGGACGGCAAGUACCGCGUCUGCUUGUUCGAUGUCUGGGAAAAGGAAUGGAGAGAGCUGUGUGUAGACGACUUCGUGCCCACAGUGAGGGAGCCGCAAGCAUCUACGCCGACGCACUGGGCUGGCGGUUCUCUGCGCCCUUUCUGGGUGAUGCUGCUGGAAAAAGCGCUGGCAAAGCUUUGUGGAAGUUACGAGGCAUUGGAGUGCUCACACCCCGGUGGGCUCUUGGCUGCGCUCACAGGUCAGGCCGAAGGACUGCUCCACUGGGAAAAAACGAACGGUUGGUGGGCUGCAUGGCGUCAUGCAUUUCCCAUUGUGGACCGGAGUGUGCGAAUGCCUUCUCCUUCUCCGUGCCUGCACCGCCGAGCGUCUGCGCGACGCCCGCUCAAGUUCCAGCUCCAACGUGUAGGGGGCACAUGGCAUCGUGGCGACGAAUUCUUGGCAGAGUUGAGGGAGCUGCACGACAAGAACGCGCUGCUCCUUGCUUGGAUAUUUCCAGGCGAGCGAGGAGAUGCGACACCUCCCCGCGCCGACGGACUGGCAGAGGGCCAUGGCUAUUCCAUCGUGAACUUCCUCGUGGAGAAGGAUGUGCAGCUUGUUCAGCUGAGAAACCUUUGGGGCUCUACCUGGAAAGGUGCAUGGUCGGAUGAUUCCCGCGAGUGGCUCGACAAUCCACAGAUCCGCCGCCACCAUUUUCGACCAGACCAUCGUGCUACAGGCCGUUUCUGGAUGUCAUGGGCAGACUUUUCCUUGAUCUUCGAUGCAGUCGAGACCUGUCCCAUGGUGUCUGCAGUUCGGAAGGCAUCAUACGCACCCUUGAAUCCGCGUCCACACAGCAAGCAAGAUCAUCCAUCCGGCGCCUUCUUAAGACUUUGGAGGUGGGAAUGCUGUGACGUCGAGCGCGGCUCUUGA
Messenger RNA from Symbiodinium sp. CCMP2456, 1674 nucleotides. The record is from the annotation of a GenBank genome assembly. NCBI's taxonomy places the organism in Eukaryota, Dinophyceae, Suessiales, Symbiodiniaceae.